AUGGGAGACAACAUCUCGCAACCUGUGACCUACCAGGAGCUGAGUUCGGACCACUAUCCGGUGGUAGCCGAUACGGUUGAUAUUAGCACCUGGAAGAUCCCUAAGCAUCUACCGUUGGCAGAUCCUCAAUUCAACGUGAGUCACGGCAUUGACCUCAUCGUUGGUGCCGAGUUGUUCUCGAUCCUACUGCAAGCAGAGCAAAUUUCGUUCAAUGACCACCUCCCGGUUCUACAGAAAACCAGCCUUGGAUACAUCUUUUCUGGCAAAGUUCCUACGAGCACACCCGCUCAAAUUACGUGUCUAGUGUCUACUCUUGACAGCCUAGACGCCCAAGUGAAGAGAUUCUGGGAAGUGGAAGACUUCGACCACGGCAAGACUUUCACGGCCGAAGAACAACGAUGUGAAGCUCACUUUGCCAAAACUCACACCCGCAACGCUGAGGGACACUAUGUGGUCCAUCUACCAGUUCGCCAAGAGAUGUUACCUCUCAUCGGGGAGACAUGGCCAAUGGCCGCUCGACGAUUCACCGCUGUGGAGAAACGCUUUCGGACCGAUGAUGCUCUUCGUACAAGCUACGUGCAGUUCAUGGACGAGUACCAACAACUCGGCCAUAUGGAGGAGGUGAAGACGCGCGUCGCGUUGCCCCAGUUUUUCUUGCCCCAUCACGCAAUUCAUCGUCCCGAUUCGUCUACAACCAAGAUAAGAGUCGUGUUCGAUGGCUCGGCCAAAAGCAGCAAUCAGCUCUCCUUGAACGACCUUCUGUUAACAGGACCAACAGUUCAGCCUUCAAUGUUGUGCAUCGUCAUCAACUCUCGUUUCCACCGAUUUGUCAUGAAAGCAGACGUGGAGAAAAUGUAUCGUCAGGCUUUGGUACAUCCGGACGAUCGACUACUACAGCAAGUUGCUUGGCGCAGAAAGGAGUCAGAGCCACUGAAAACCUACUGUUUGAACACCGUCACCUACGGCACAUCCCGGGCAACCCGGGUCCUAAAUCAGUUAGCUGACGAUGAAGGGCAUGACUUUCCACUGGCUGCCUCCAUUGUCAAGAAGGACUUUUAUGUUGACGAUGUCUUGACAGGAGCCGACAGCAUCGAAACACUAGUCGACACAAGCACCCAACUGGACGGCCUCCUAAAGAGAGGUGGUUUCAAUCUGCGCAAGUGGAGCGCGAACCAUCCUAGUAUCCUGGAACACUUUCCAGACGACCUCAAGGAGAAUCAACCGUCUCUAGAACUUGAUCGCACCUCAUCCAUCAAAACACUUGGUCUCUUAUGGUCCCCGGAAAACGACGAUUUUGCGUUCAAAGUUCCUGAUCUUCCACAACUACAACGAGUUACAAAACGCAUUGUCCUGUCGGAGAUGUCGCAGCUUUUUGACCCUUUGGGUCUCAUCGGUCCAGUAGUCGCCAGUGCGAAGAUGUUCGUUCAGCGGCUAUGGCAAGAGCAACUGAAUUGGGACGAUGGACUUCCGGAGACUCUUCAAUCUUGGUGGCUGUCCUUUCGAGAAUCGGUUGGUGUCAUCCGAGAUCUUCGUAUACCACGAUGGGUAUUCAGAGAUGAUGCAGUAAGGUACGAGCUGCACUGCUUUGUCGACGCUUCUUCGAAAGGAUACGGAGCAUGUAUCUACGUAGUAUCGCAAGGGCCGACUGCCACGCGAACAAGCAAUCUCCUCAUAGCGAAAUCCCGGGUCGCUCCAAUCAGUGGCUAUUCCACGCCACGCUUGGAACUCUGUGCAGCUGUUCUGGGAAGUCAGUUGGCUGACAGCAUCCGUAAAACCACUAAGUUUAACGCCAAAAUCACCUUCUGGUCGGACUCGACGAUCGUUUUGCACUGGAUAAAUUCCCCGCCGUCCGCGUGGAAAAUAUUCGUAUCCAAUCGAAUAGCAGAGGUCCUCAAAACCACAGAAGGCUCCCAAUGGCGGCACGUUCCAACGCUGCAAAACCCUUCCGAUCGAAUUUCUCGCGGAGUUCAUCCCGAAGACAUCAGCGAUGAUGCACUUUGGUGGCAUGGGCCACCAUACCUGCUCUCAGGACCAGAAGCCUGGCCAGAUCCAAUAGUACCAUUAACCUCGACCGACAUCCAACAACAAAUUGUCGAGCAGCGGCCGACGGUCGCACUCGUUUGUGUCACGUUCGACGAUUCGCUCAUCCAGGACUUUUCGCAACUGUCUCAUCUUCUUAAGGAAUUGCGAUAUUUACAUAACCACGUCCAAGAGUCUCUGGCUCUGCGAAAGGCAGACUUCAAGUCUCCGCUCAAGGACAUUGACGUGUGGAUUGAUGACGCAGGGCUUCUUCGUUUGAACGGCCGCCUAGCGCAAUCACCUGGCACCUUCGACAGUCGCUUUCCGAUCCUGUUACCUGCCGAUCAUCAUCUCUCAAAGUUGAUUGCCAGAUCAAUUCAUCAUCAAACUCUGCACGCUGGACCAACACAACUGCUCGCAACCAUCAAGCAGCGUUUCUGGCCGAUCCGUGGUAAAGACCUCGCUCGAAGGACAGUCCAUCGUUGCGUGACGUGUUUCCGUUGUCGUCCGAAAGCAAGCAAUCAAUAUAUGGCGCCGUUACCUGCUGCGCGCAUUACACCAUCUAAAGUCUUCGAACACACGGGGCUGGAUUACUGCGGGCCGUUUCUCGUUCGUCAACUUGCGGGAAGGGGCGCUUCGGUCAAAGUCUGGGUCGCAGUGUACGUGUGCUUCGCCGUCAAAGCCGUUGUGCUGGACAUCGUCGCCGGGAUGCCAGCUGCUGCGUGCGUCAAUUCGUUGAGGCGCUUUGUGAGUCGCGUCGGUCGCGUUCGCGUUAUACACUGCGACAACAGCACCUCGUUCGUCGGCGCGUUCCGCGAGAUAAAGGAGAUGCGACAGCAACUCGUCCAGCAGCUGAAGUCCAACGAAUGGGCUAACGAGUGCCUGGAAAAAGGUAUCGAGUUCCAGUUUAUUCCCCCUAGAGCACCGCAUUGGGAAGCUGCGGUGAAGAGCUUCAAGCACCAUCUCGUCAGGAUCAUCGGCUCAUCACCUUACCACUUUGACGAUUUUCGCACGGCUGUCGCUCAGGCGGAAAGCAUCAUGAAUUCCCGUCCUUUAACUCCACUUUCCAAUCAUCCUGAAGACCUCUCCGUGCUCACACCUGUACAUUUCCUGCUGGGUGAACCAGCCGUCUGGCUUCCCGAGCCAGACUACUCAAGCAUUCCCCUUAAUCGACUUUCCCACUUCCAGACGACACAGCGAGCCAUGAACGACUUGUGGAAGCGCUGGUCUAAAGAAUACAUCGACCUGCUGCAUCAGCGUCCAGCUAAGUGGAGGAAGAUCCCUACCGACUUCGGGGUCGGUGCUAUGGUUGUGUUGAAGACCGACAACGCUCCACCCAAACAUUGGCCUGUCGGACGCGUCGUAGCAGUCUACCCAAACAAGGACAACAUAAUACGGGUAGUGGAUGUCCGCACUCAAGCCGGAAUUCGUCGUCGUGCAACAACAGAGCUGUGUCUGCUACCGAUUGAUGACAUCCCAGGUAACACAGCAGCAGGGUUGACUGAUUCAACCCAGCUGACCGAUGAACCUUCCUCAUCUUCUGUCGGUUGA
Ochlerotatus camptorhynchus is the source of this 3570-nucleotide messenger RNA. RefSeq lists its product as uncharacterized. NCBI's taxonomy places the organism in Eukaryota, Metazoa, Arthropoda, Insecta, Diptera, Culicidae. Bases 1 to 3570 code for a protein of 1189 amino acids. The transcript is spliced from 3 exons. Gene Ontology annotation, molecular function: nucleic acid binding. The record is from RefSeq and is a predicted model, not a curated record. Gene Ontology annotation, biological process: DNA integration.